CCGAGGCCGGAUGUAGUGAGUUUGGAGGGAUAUUUAAAGAACAUUUUUGAUUAGAAAAUGCUAUUUGUGCAGAUGUUUAUCCUGUCGUGGUUGCUUGAAUCUGAAAAUGUUAUUAACAUCAAUCUUAUUAAUGUACACCAUUCUCGGGUAAAACGACAUGGCCCUGAUGCUGGCACUAUAGAUGGUCGCAGUUUAUUUGUUUUGAAAAACAACAGAGGCAACAUAACAUUACCCAGUAACUUUAAUUCUUCUAUGGGCUAUGUUGAGUACAUAUGGCAUGUAGAAGUUAAGUCUCAGGACUGUGGACAGCCACCAUGGCAGCUGUCAGAGGGCACCCCCCACGUGAGACUCAAAGACGAGGUUUUUCAACUACCAGAGCAAAACAAGUACAACAGGUGUGCUACUGCUUAUGUUCAAUAUGGCACAUACACACUGGACAAUUUGCAAGUUUUACACAGUCCGCAGCUUUGUGGCCAGAGCAAGUUUGACCCCUUUGAGACCAGCAGUGACCUGUGGGUGGCAUUUGUAUAUUACGGAAGGGAGGAUGAAAUUGCCAAAAAAGAGGACAUGGCAAUACAUCUGCAUUAUGAGAUAUUUUGUUUGGAGGCAGCGUCAGAAGAAGACUCGGCACUACCUGUUGUCCUAGGCUGUGUGAUAACAGUCCUUGUUGUCAUAACUCCUGGGUCUGUGUACUGUAUUAAAAAGAAAAGAGAUGCCAGAAGAGUCAGAGAGAGACAAAGACGGAGAAGGUUAACCAGGAAAAAUGUUGUCAGGAAACCUUAUGGAUCUGUCAAAAAGAAAGGCAAAGAAGAUAUUCCAGAGGUACAGAGAGUUUCAUGCUUGGAAAAUUUUGACACACUCCAAAAAUCUAAAGACAACACUUACGAUGAAAUCCCUGAGUUUAGGUUUCAAGCAAAAGUUGCCUUCAAAGGUGAUGACAGUACAUACAUGUGCCCAAGAGACAUCAAUGAUAAUGUCAUCCCACCUCAAAACUCUGUUUUAGCCCACACUCUAGGAAAAAAUGUAGGUGUUGACUCUACACUGAAUAUCCCAAAGAGUCCAUCAGUGGCAACAUACAUAUCCUUUCAUGGCAUGCUUGCCUCAUGUAAUGGCCACAGUACACUGUUCUCCAACCAGUUGCCUCCAAGCAGACACAGGAGCUCUCAGUCCACAGAACUUCACAGUGAGGCACAUUUCCAGCAGAGCUGCAUUUCGCCAUUGUACAGGUCGCCAUCUAGUGAGGAGCCACAAGAAACCAAAUUUAGAAGCAGCAUCACUUUCCUGUCAAAAUUAACACCAGUUUGGGGGGAUUUGAAAAAGAAAAUUUUGGGAAAUCCAACCUCAACUCCACUUGAUGAUCUGGAUGUUAAGAAGGCCUCAUGUUAUAUGCAGGGUUUCACCAGAAAGCAUCAUUCUGCUCCUGAGCCCCAUGAUAACGCUGUAACCAAUCGGUCACCCAAACCCCAUGUGCAAUUUGACAAAAUACAAAAUCAGCUGCUUCCACAGAGUAUUUAUGCAAAAUAUUGUAUUAAAAUGAAGAAGGACCACCAGGGAUUGGACAACAUAUCACAAGAGGAAGGCAUGAGGGUCCCUCUUACCAAAAUUUUGAUUUCUCCUGCCAAAGAUGACCUGGCUCCUGGAGUUGAUGCUGCAGACCAGAGGGAAGACAACAGUGCCCCAGAAAUGAAGAAGAGCAACCUUGCCACUGCCACACCUACCAUUAAGGUAGAAGACUACAGUGACGUUGUGAUGGAGACUCCUUGGGUGACAGCUCCAGACAGUGCCUCCCCCAAAUCACCAUCUGCUUGGAGCAUGGACAGUGUCUUCAUUUAGACUCUAAAACCAAUUAUUUGUUUUAAUCAGUUUGGAAUCUAACAAGACGAUAAAUUGAAUUCUUCUCAUUGACAAAUAGUUAAAAAUGAUCUAAUGUAGAAAAUGCAAAGUGAUAUAUAUUGUGUUGAUCAGUUUUUGCAUAGAAAGAAAUGUAUGAAUUAAUAUUUUUUCAUUGUAUUUUUUCUGUACUUUGAGUUACAAAUAGAUAUCAAGUAGAGCGUCAUAUGAUCAAUUAAAAGUAUGCUACAACCAGUAGCAAAGUUUAGCUUUGCCCUGUAUAUUUUCUAAGACAUAUUUGUUCACUUAUUAAUGUUUCGUAACACUGGUUAUCAAAGAGAAAAUGAAAAGUACAACGUUUCCCUUAUUUUCUUUUUCAUGUGCAACUUCUGAGACAUAAUGCUUAUAGAAAAGAAAAAUCUACAGGGGAAAACUUUGUUUAGACAAAGCAAAAUGUCUUUAUUGUUGAUGCGUCUGCCUAUGGUAAAUGAGUCCUUUUUCUCAUCAAAAAUACUACAUUGUAAAAAUUUUAGCAUUACUGCAGCAAUGGUCACACCUAAUACGACAUGGCAGAAGGCGUCAAAAUCUCACUGCCUUGGCUUUGUUCUCAAAUGUGUGCUCCAAGAUCUUCCUUUGUGUGUAGUAACUUGAACCUGAAUUGCCUGCCAAGUAUUGAGAUAUGAUGCCUUUCCACACCAAGCAUUUUACCUUUGCGAAACUGCUGCACUAAAAGUUUUGAAGUUCUACCAUGUAAUUACAAUACAGAGGACUUCACUUGGCUUGUUGAGCAUGG
Lingula anatina is the source of this 2623-nucleotide messenger RNA. RefSeq lists its product as uncharacterized. NCBI's taxonomy places the organism in Eukaryota, Metazoa, Brachiopoda, Lingulata, Lingulida, Lingulidae. The record is from RefSeq and is a predicted model, not a curated record.